This is a messenger RNA of Mesitornis unicolor (brown roatelo), 387 nucleotides long. Its product is annotated as rho guanine nucleotide exchange factor 12-like. The transcript is spliced from 3 exons. The record is from RefSeq and is a predicted model, not a curated record. The annotation marks the transcript as partial. Gene Ontology annotation, cellular component: cytoplasm. Gene Ontology annotation, molecular function: guanyl-nucleotide exchange factor activity; G protein-coupled receptor binding. Gene Ontology annotation, biological process: G protein-coupled receptor signaling pathway. NCBI's taxonomy places the organism in Eukaryota, Metazoa, Chordata, Aves, Mesitornithiformes, Mesitornithidae.
AUGGACAGUGUUGGCUUUGCAGAUGUACAAAGUGAAGACGAGUUGUAUGAUUUUGACAUGGACAUGGAUCCUCCCAACUGGCAGCCACUUGUGAGCCGAGAAGUGUUGAUGGGGCUGAAACCCUAUGAAAUCAAGCGCCAAGAAGUGAUUAAUGAACUGUUUUACACUGAGAGAGCUCAUGUCCGCACGCUGAAGGUGCUGCAUAACGUCUUCUACCAGCGUGUGACCCGGGAGGGGAUCCUGAACUCCAGUGACAAACGGAAAAUCUUUUCCAAUCUGGAGGAUAUCCUUGGGCUUCACGUUGCAUUGAACGAUCAGAUGAAAGCUGUCCGGAAAAGGAACGAGACUUCUGUUAUUGGCCAAAUUGGGGAGGACUUGCUUUCCUGG